Messenger RNA from Pogoniulus pusillus (Red-fronted tinkerbird), 788 nucleotides. It is a transcript of the gene POLE4, whose product is annotated as DNA polymerase epsilon 4, accessory subunit. The transcript is spliced from 4 exons. Gene Ontology annotation, molecular function: protein heterodimerization activity. Gene Ontology annotation, cellular component: nucleus; epsilon DNA polymerase complex. Bases 30 to 386 code for a protein of 118 amino acids. Gene Ontology annotation, biological process: DNA-templated DNA replication. NCBI's taxonomy places the organism in Eukaryota, Metazoa, Chordata, Aves, Piciformes, Lybiidae. The record is from RefSeq and is a predicted model, not a curated record.
CCCCGCGCAGGCGCAGCCGUGGGCGCGGGAUGGCGGCGGCAGGGGUUGUGCCGGUGGCGGUGCCCGUGGCCGUGCCCGCCGGCGAGGCGGUGGGGCCGGGCGAGGAGGCGGCGGGCGCGGGGCCGGGGCCGGGGCCGGCCCGCUUGGCCCGGCUGCCGCUAGCGCGGGUGAAGGCGCUGGUGAAGGCGGACCCGGACGUCAGCCUGGCCAGCCAGGAGGCCGUGUUCGUCCUGGCGCGGGCCACGGAGUUGUUCGUUGAGACUAUAGCCAAAGAUGCUUACGUGUAUGCUCAGCAAGGAAAGAGGAAAACCCUACAGAGGAAAGACCUGGAUAAUGCCAUUGAAGCUAUUGAUGAAUUUGCUUUCUUGGAAGGUACUUUGGACUGAGAUGGACAGAGGUGGAGCUCUCUGGAGAGUCUGGCAGAGAUGGACGCAGGGUGGAGAGGUGGAGAGUUUGAAAACAGUCCAUAGGAUGGAGACAGUGAAAUUGCAGCCUUAUUUUGUAUAAAGUUGGAGUUGUUGCAAGUUCUUUAUUUAAAAGGCACGUUUUUUCAUAACUGUUUUGUAUGUCACAUGCCUGUGCCCUGGUUCUGGUGCCUGCUGCUGCCCAGCUCUGGCCAGCUCAGAGGAGCAGUCCCCACCAGUGCAGGUACUCUGCAGCACCAUGGAGCUGUGCAUGGAGGGAGAGAGGCUCAGCUCGGGGCCCAGGCAUGGUGAGCUGUUUUUUGUGGACACUUUGUAUGUUUGCUUCUUGGCCAAACACGAGUAAAUUUAUUUUGUGUUGUUGAA